CCCACUCUCCUUGUUGUAUGUAUUCAGAUUCUUUCACAGUGUCUCUUCUAAACCCCACACACACACACACACACACUCACAAACUGUACUCUGUUCUCCAUUCACCAUUCUUCCUACUCCUCUGUUCCCUUCCUCCAUUGAUUCUCUCAAGCUUUGGAAACUCCAACGAGAAAAAAAAAAUGAAAACCCAUUUCUAGCCUUUUCAUCACCACCGGAGUUACUAACUACUCUUCCCCUUCCACCUCCAUGGACCGCCGUCUACUGCCACCAUCUUCAUCAUCUCCACCUCCACUUCCAGCCACCUUCCCCGGCUGACUGAACGCCAGAAUACCUCAUGAACCCACCAUCACACACAGUAAUCAUUCUCAGAAAACACCAAAAUUUUUAGUACUCCAUACAAUACCACAUAUAUAUACAACUUUGUAGCCCCAACCUUAACUUCCUCGAAACUACCAACCAUUUGAAGGGGAAAAAAUAAAGAAAGAAAAAGAUCACAUUUUUUUUUCUUCCCUCUUCCAAUCUCCCCCCUGAGUUUAACAGACAUUGAAAAUAAACAGAGUUUUUUCUGUGACUGAAGGGGAGAGAGAGGGUUGAAUUGAAUAGAUUGUUGAUUCCCCCAAAAUAAAAAUUUUAAAAAUAAAAGAAAAAUGGAUGCUGGAACGAACACAAGCAGCAAUACACAACAAGUAGCUGUGGUGGAAUCAGCAUCGUCACUGUCAGCUGAUGAGCUAACAGCCAAGGCAGUCCACAAGAGAUAUGAAGGUCUAGUGAUGGUACGGACGAAAGCUAUAAAAGGCAAAGGGGCUUGGUACUGGGCUCAUCUUGAACCUAUUCUGGUUCAGAAUUCCGAGACCGGGAUGCCUAAAGCUGUCAAGCUUCGGUGUACACUCUGUGAAGCCGUCUUCUCUGCUUCCAAUCCUUCAAGAACUGCUUCAGAGCAUUUAAAAAGAGGGACUUGUCCCAAUUUUAAUUCUGUUAAGCCCAUUUCUUCAAUUCCUCCUUCUUCUUCUUCCACUAAUGUCAAUUUGAUGUUGCCUUCACCUUCAUCUUCCCAACACAGUAAUCCCCGGAAACGCAGUGGCAGUGGCCGUGGUAAUGCCAGUUCUAGUACAACAAGUUCCUCUCAGGUGGCUCCAAUGUCUGUUGAUCCGACAAGAUUUGCUAUUGAGUUGGCUUACCCUCCUGUUGUCCCCAUGACUACCUCUGUUGUUGUUACUGCCGCCACCACCAGCGGCGGCGGCGGCGGUGCCGGUGGCAAUAUUUUUGCUGCUCAACAACAACAGCAGCAACAGCAACAGCAGCAGCAUUUGAUUUUGUCAGGUGGGAAAGAGGAUUUAGGGGCGUUGGCCAUGUUGGAAGAUAGCGUGAAGAAAAUAAAGAGUCCCAAAUCAUCACAUGGUCCAGCAUUGAGCAAGAAUCAGAUUGAUGCGGCACUUGAUUAUCUUGCUGAUUGGGUUUAUGAGUGUUGUGGGACAGUGUCUUUUUCAAUUCUCGAGCAUCCUAAAUUUAAGGCAUUCCUUAACCAGGUUGGGAUGCCUGUUGUUUCAAGAAGGGAUUUUACCGGGUCAAGGUUGGAUGGUAAGUACGAGGAAGCUAAAGCAGAGUCCGAAGCCAAAAUAAGGGAUGCCAUGUUUUUCCAGAUUGCUUCUGAUGGUUGGAAAUCGAGGAAUAAUGGAUACGUUAGGGAGGAGAAUUUAGUGAAUUUGGCUUUGAAUCUUCCUAAUGGAACCAGUGUGUUCAGGAGGGCGGUGUUUACUAGUGGUUUUGUACCCUCAAAGUAUGCAGAGGAAGUUUUAUGGGACACCAUUUCUGAAAUUUGUGGGAAUAAUUUGCAGCAAUGUGCAGGCAUUGUUGCUGACAAGUUCAAGGCCAAGGCAUUAAGGAAUUUAGAAAACCAGCAUCACUGGAUGGUAAAUCUUUCUUGUCAGUAUCAGGCAUUCUGUAGUUUGAUCAAGGACUUCAGCAAGGAGUUGCCUUUAUUCAAGAAUGUGACUGAGAAUUGUUUAAAACUUGCAAAUUUCAUUAAUAGCAAGUCUCAGAUGAGGAAUAAUUUUCAUAAGUAUCAGUUGCAGGAGUAUGGGCAUGCUAGAUUAUUGAGAGUGCCUUUGCGCGGUUUCGAGGGGUCGGAUUUUGGACCUGUGUACACUAUGGUUGAGGACAUUUUGAGCUCAGCCCGUGCGCUUCAGUUAGUGAUACAUGAUGAAUCCUAUAAGAUUGUUUCCAUGGAGGAACCUUUGGCUGGCGACAUCGAAGAAAUGUUGAGGAAUCCACACUUUUGGAAUGAAUUGGAAGCAGUACAUUCCUUAGUGAAACUCAUCAAGGUCAUGGGUCAGGAUAUUGAGUCGGAGAAGCCUCGAGUUGGACAAUGCCUUCCGCUUUGGGACGAACUCAGGAUGAAGGUGAAGGAUUGGUGCUCCAAAUUCCGCAUAGCUGAGGAGACUGUGGAGAAAGUGGUUGAAAAGAGGUUCAAGAAAAACUAUCAUCCAGCUUGGGCUGCUGCGUUCAUACUUGAUCCUCUUUAUUUGAUUAGGGACUCAAGUGGGAAAUACUUGCCGCCUUUCAAAUGCUUGUCAUCUGAGCAAGAGAAGGAUGUUGACAAACUCAUUACACGGCUUGUAUCUCGCGAGGAAGCUCACAUUGCAUUGAUGGAGCUGAUGAAAUGGAGAACAGAAGGGCUUGAUCCUGUGUAUGCUCAAGCUGUGCAGUUGAAGCAAAGGGAUCCAAGUACCGGAAAAAUGAAAAUUGCACAUCCACAGAGCAGUAGGCUUGUCUGGGAAACUAAUCUUAAAGAGUUUAAGUCAUUGGGGAAAGUCGCCGUUCGGCUAAUUUUCCUUCAUGCGACAUCGCGCGGGUUCAAAUGCAACUGGUCCUUUUUGAAGUGGAUGAGUGCUCAUUCCCAGUCAAGGGUGGGCAUGGAUAGAGCUCAGAAGUUGAUUUUCAUUGCUGCACAUUCAAAACUCGAAAGGCGGGAUUUCUCCUGCGAGGAAGAUAGAGAGGCAGAUCUCUUUUCCUUGGCUAACGGUGAGGAUGAUGUGCUCAAUGAUGUUUUCAUUGAUACUUCCUCUGUGUAACAUUCAUUCAACCUUCUUUCUCAUUUCCCCUAAAAGAUUUUCUAGAAUUUUUUUAAUUAAUUCUUUCUACAACUUGGUAGUUGUUCUACUUUUGUUACUUUAAAGAAGAUUUUGAAGGAGUUGGUUGAAAGACAAUUCAUGCUAUGAGCAGUUACUAUGGAAUUAGAUUGUCAUUUGUAAAGAUUAGUCCAUGAUCAGAACUUGCGGGAUAGAGAGGAGAAAUGUAACAUUUUUUGUUCCUUAAUUAAUUUGGAAUGAAAUAUGUUUAUAGUUAAUAUCUGUCCUUUUCCUUGGUCUUUAAGAUCAGUCUUUACUAGUUUACUCUUACAUUAUUUCAGUAUUUUUCAUGAGUUGUAUUGUUAAGAUUCUUAUCCGUCACCUGCUGCUUGUGUUUAUCUUCGAAAUUUCUUUCUGUGUCGCUGAUUUAGCUGCUUUUCCUGAUGUGUUUGACAAAAAUUUCCUUCUUUGUGCUUUGCACUUCAUCUGUGAUCUAUUGGGACUUGUGGUAGGAACCUCUUCAGUUCGAUGUUACUUUGACUAAGCUUUGAAUAAAAAUCAUGCUUAGCAGCCACAGUUUCGAGUUUUGCAGCUGAUCCUUUUUCUCGCUUGGAAAAUGUAUGUGCUCUUUUAUCUGACUAUAAUCCUGCUGAAAGAUGUAAUUCAUUUCCGAGUAAAACCGUUCAUAUUCAUUCUCUAUGUUUUCAAGUUGUUGAAGUCAGAAUGUCCCACCUUAGACUGUGAAAACAUCUCAGAUUGCCUGCAGACAUCCGCCUAUCUAUUUUUCACAGUAUGACUUGAAGUCGUUAAUGAUUUUCCUUGAAACUCUUGAGCUACAUCAUGAGGUCAGCCAGAAUUCAGCAAUUCCAGGGUAUUGGCAAUGAUCUAUCUGCCCACUAUAGUUUAUGGUAGAAUUGACUAUGAUGGAACUUCAUACCUGAAAGAAUAUUUGCAACAUUCCAAGCAUGUGAUUUUUUUCUCCGAGUCAAAAGGUGAGCGAAUUCAGUAUGCAUACAGCCACCAACCAUAUGAUAUCUGGUGAGUUCUAAUCAUAGUACUACUUGUUUUUUGUCCUGAAUAUCUUCACCUCCCUUUAUGGUCUAUAUUUCUUCUACUUUCUCUUUCAAGUAGUUUUUCAACUAAUGCUGCUUGAUAUUUUCAUGAUCUUCAAAUUUUUGAGAAAAAUAACUUGGACUUCCAACUCAAGCACUCGAAAGCAAAAACAAAAAAUUUGAAGGUCCCUUUUUUGUUUCAUUUAUUCAGUUCCUCUAUACAUUGCAAGUCUGAUGGUGCUUUUCUCGAUCUCUAGUCGUUUGUGUUUGUGUAGUAUUCCGGAUAGGUUGUUUUUCAUUAGCUAAUACAGAGAUGCAACAUUGUAUGGAGAGGGGUAUAGCUAGGCAGACUGCCAUAGGAUGCUCGCGGUGGGUAAAGCAACGGUAGGAUUAUGAUUCAAAGGAGAUUUUUUUUCCCUUUUUUUUUUGUGGGGGGUAGAGGAUCCUAGGAAGGACAUGAUUUGAGUUCCUUCAUCAAUAUGUUCUCCUGAAAAGGGCAGAGGAUUCUAAAUACAGAUAAGCAGAUGGCGAACCGAAUUUUCGCAAACAAGGUUUAAACUUGGUAGUAAGAGGACCUUAAAGAAAAAAAAAAAGAAAAGACCCUCUCUUAUGAAUUCUCUCCAUCUUUGAGGAAAGAGUAGAAAUACCCCACCACAAAAGCAGUGGAAGUCCAUUUCCAAAAUUUGGUUGUUAUGGACAGAGGGAGAGAGGAAGAAAAGGGGCCCUUGGUGUUAAUAAUAGUAUCAUCUUUAGUUAACUUCUCUUUUAAACAUUUUCAAAGUGUGUUGUAUAUAUGGUGAUUGUUCAUGCAGAGAGUCAUUGGAUGAUGUUAUUUGCUUCUCCCCUCCAUCAUUGCUAAAAAGGUUUGUGAGGAGGACCCAAAGCAGAAGGCCUCUGUCGGCAUGAAGCUAUACGAAAGAUGCCUUUGAUAGCGAUUUGGCAACCAAGAGUAACUAAUUUUGCUGGUUUCCAGAUAGCUAGCUUUGAUUUUUCUUUUUUCUUUUUCUUUUUUUCUUAAAAAAUUUUUUUUAAAAGCAUC
Molecule: messenger RNA, 5159 nt
Organism: Oldenlandia corymbosa var. corymbosa
Lineage: Eukaryota; Viridiplantae; Streptophyta; Magnoliopsida; Gentianales; Rubiaceae
Source: the annotation of a GenBank genome assembly